Molecule: messenger RNA, 216 nt
Organism: Desarmillaria tabescens
Lineage: Eukaryota; Fungi; Basidiomycota; Agaricomycetes; Agaricales; Physalacriaceae
Exons: 1
Source: RefSeq, a predicted model, not a curated record
CAGCAUGCCAUGAUUCAUUACAUGCAGCAUAUCAUAGAAUUUGGCAUCCCUAAUGGCCUUUGCUCUUCGAUAACUGAAUCACAUCACAUCACUGCAGUCAAAAAGCCAUGGCGACAUUCAAAUCAUUAUAAUGCUCUGAGUCAAAUGCUACUCACUAAUCAAUGGCUGGACAAGCUCAAUGCUUUGUGUUUGGAGCUGGUCCACAAUGGUCUAAUC